AUGCCUCAUCCUUCCAUCACACUCCCAACCCAUCCCAACACCAUCCAUGCCUCAUCCUUCCAUCACACCCCCAAUCCAUUCCAACACCAUCCAUGCCUCAUCCUUCCAUCACACUCCCAACCCAUCCCAACACCAUCCAUGCCUCAUCCUUCCAUCACACCCCCAAUCCAUUCCAACACCAUCCAUGCCUCAUCCUUCCAUCACACUCCCAACCAAGCCCAACACCAUCCAUGCCUCAUCCUUCCAUCACACCCCCAACCCAUCUCAACACCAUCCAUGCCUCAUCCUUCCAUCACACCCCUAAUCCGUUCCAACACCAUCCAUGCCCCAUCCUUCCAAUACACCUCCAACCUAUCCCAACACCAUCCAUGCCUCAUCCUUCCAUCACACCCCCAAUCCAUUCCAACACCAUCCAUGCCUCAUCCUUCCAUCACACUCCCAACCCAUCCCAACACCAUCCAUGCCUCAUCCUUCCAUCACACCCCCAACCCAUCCCAACACCAUCCAUGCCCCAUCAUUCCAUCACACCCCCAACCCAUCCCAACACCAUCCAUGCCCCAUCCUUCCAUCACACCCCCAACCCAUCCCAACACCAUCCAUGCCUCAUCCUUCCAUCACACCCCCAACCCAUCCCAACACCAUCCAUGCCCCAUCAUUCCAUCACACCCCCAACCCAUCCCAACACCAUCCAUGCCCCAUCCUUCCAUCACACCCCCAACCCAUCCCAACACCAUCCAUGCCUCAUCCUUCCAUCACACCCCCAACCCAUCCAAACACCAUCCAUGCCCCAUCAUUCCAUCACACCCCCAACCCAUCCCAACACCAUCCAUGCCUCAUCCUUCCAUCACACCCCCAACCCAUCCCAACACCAUCCAUGCCCCAUCCUUUCUUCCCCACAUCCUAAUUGUUUCUGUCUCUUAG
Messenger RNA from Oncorhynchus kisutch (coho salmon), 921 nucleotides. RefSeq names its product leucine-rich repeat extensin-like protein 5. The record is from RefSeq and is a predicted model, not a curated record. The transcript has a single exon. NCBI's taxonomy places the organism in Eukaryota, Metazoa, Chordata, Actinopteri, Salmoniformes, Salmonidae. The coding region runs from base 1 to 921 and encodes 306 amino acids.